GAUGAAUCAGAAAAUGAAUUGAAAUUAUCAAAAUUUGUAUUUCGUGUGUUUAAUGUUAAUAGGAAGUCGGAUCAUAACGAUAAAUCCAAAUCGGAUCUGAAAUAUAAAGGUUGGUCAAUUGCUGUGUCAAAUAAAUUAAUCAGGCUCAAAUUCAAACUAUAUGAAUUAACUGUUAGAUUAUUAGCGAUAUCAUGUAUAAACGAGCAAGAUAUGAAAUGUGUAAGCAAGGAUGAUAUGUCACUUGAUGAAUUUAUUGAAGGCGCUGGAUUUACUGUGAUUUUUUCUAUUAGCAAUGAUUUUUUAAUUGAACAAAAAUUUGAUAAAUAUGGUAAUCAAAUUAUUCUCAACAAAUGA
Molecule: messenger RNA, 354 nt
Organism: Racocetra persica
Lineage: Eukaryota; Fungi; Glomeromycota; Glomeromycetes; Diversisporales; Gigasporaceae
Source: the annotation of a GenBank genome assembly